GGGAAGAGGAGCAGAUUCCAGCCUGCCCCACUCCCAGGCAUCCAGGGGCAGCCACAGCUGCUCUGGGAAUUCCAGCCCAGCCAGCAAUUCCUUCCCAAAAUCCCAUCCAUCCCUGCCCUCUGGCAGUGGGAGCCAUUCCCUGUGUCCUGUCUCUCCAUCCCUUAUCCCAGUCCCUCUCCAGCUCUCCUGGAGCCCCUUUAGGCUCUGGAAGAGUCUCUGAGCUUUUCUUGGAGCUUCUCUCAAUUCAGGUCCCGUUUCCACCAUGGAAAACCGCUGGAAUUCCAUGGGAUCCAGGGGCUGCAGACUCCAGCAGCUGCUCGGUGGUUCCAGACCCCGGGAAGCUCCUGAUUCCCGUCUAAUCUUUAACCAGAGGCGUUUCCAGCUGGGUUGUGUUGCUUCAUUGCUCUCCUGCCUCGUUAAUUUUUCCCUCCCUCUCCGGCCGUUCCCGGUGUUCCGGAGUUUUCCUGGGCAGAGGUAGAGCCUGGGAUGGGAGGAAUCCAAAGGGAAUUCCAGGGGGUUUUUUGGGAGUGGCUCAGCGGCACAUCCAAAGGCUGGAUUCCCACCGGGAGGUUGGGAUGGGCUGGAGUGGCAGCUCAGGAUGUGCAGAGGCUCCGGGAGCUCUCAGAAUCCUGGGAAUCCAGAGCCUUGGAUUCCUCUGGAUGCUGCUGGGAUGAAGCUGAGCCCGUGCCUGGAGCAGGAGCUCCCUUCCUGCUUUUCCUGCUCUGGGUGGGCCCUGGCAGGAGGGAAGGAGGGAUCAUGGAUUUUUCCCUUUAUUCCCAGAGCGGAGGCAGCGCUGCAGACGCCAGGAUCGGGACUGUCCGGGAGCAGCGCCAUUCCCGUGGGAUGUGGCCAGGAGGGCUCUGAGGCGCCAUCCCGUGGGAAGCUGAGCUGGAAAAGCGCCGGGAUCCGGAGCCACGGCCAUGCUGAGCCCCAGGCCCCGGCUGCUCCGCGCCCACCAAGUGCCCCAGAGCUACCGGGAGCUGGGAAUUCUCUCCGGGUACCGCCCGCCCCGGAGCUCGGCCUGCGAGUGCCUGCUCAGCCUCUUCGGGAUGAGCAACGAGACCCUCAACAUCUGGACACACCUGGUGCCCGCCGGGUAUUUCCUCUGGCUGCUCCAGGCUCGGCUCCGGGAUUUGGGGCGGGAUGCGGGGGCGGGGCCGUUCCUGGCCUACCUGGGCACGUGCGCGCUGUACCCGCUGGCCUCGAGCGCCGCCCACACCUUCGGGGCCCUGGGCGGGCGCGGCCGGCACCGCGCCUACUGCUGCGACUACGCCGCGCUCAGCCUCUACAGCCUGGGCUCGGCGCUGGCGUAUUCCGCCUACGUCUUCCCGCCGGAAUGGGUCGGGAGCACAUUCCAUGAUUUCUACGUUCCCGUGGCCGUGUUCAACUCCGUGCUCAGCACUGGCCUGUCCUGCUAUUCCAGGUUUCUGGAGGCGGAGCGGCCCUGCCUGAGCAAAGCUUCCCGAACUUUGGCCUUCGUGUAUCCCUACAUUUUCGACAGCAUCCCAGUUUUUUACAGGCUCUCCCGGAGCCGCUCCGAGCGCUCGCUCCCGCUGCAUUCCCGGCACAGCCUCUGCGCCCUCCUCACCUUCCUGAGCUUCACCUCCCGCCUGCCCGAGCGCCUGGCGCCCGGCAGCUUCGACUUCAUCGGGCACAGCCACCAGGUUUUCCACGUCUGCGGGAUUUUGGGAACGCUCUUCCAGCUGGAAGCCGUCUCCAUGGACAUGGAGGAGCGGCGGGGCCGCUUCCCACUUCCCUCUUCCCUGGAAACCUUCGGAUCCCUGGGAAUGGGAGCUGCUGCCAGCCUGGCCAUCCUCGGGAUCUGCUUCCGCAGCCUCCGCCCGGAGCCUCUUUCCAGGGAAAAAUCCCGCUAGGAUCAGGGAUUGCCUCGGAUUUUUUUCAUUCCAGAGGUGUCCGUGUGGAUGAGGGGGAGUUUGGUCUCCUGGAAAUAUUUCUUUGGGAAUUUCCCCAGGGAAAACUGCACUGGUUUUUAUCCAUGGAUGGGCUGGGAAACGCUUCCCAUCCCGUUGUUAUCCGCAGGGAAAGCGUCAAAUAAUCGGGAUUUGAUCCCUGCUGCUGCUUCCCAAAGAAUCCAGGAUCCCUCAGGUCUGCCUUGGGGAGAAAUCCUGGGAAUGUUGGCAUCCUGCUGAAGCCAAAGCACUCCCAAAUUCCCGUUUUCCCCUUUGGAAUUUCAAGCCUUAUGCUCAGCCCAAGUGCCUGGAAAAGUGGGAUGGAGGGAUUGGAGUUUCCCUCCCGUGUUAAUUCCCACUAUUUUUAAUCAUUAUGUGGGAAAAGGGAUUCCAGGAGAGCUCCAAUGGGAUGUUCCCACAGGAAAGCUCUGAAUCUGGGAAAUCCUGGGAAGUUCAUUCCCAUGGGAAUCCCACGUGGGGGAUGGAAUGAAUUAAUUCCAUCCUGUCCCAGGUAUUCCUGGGAUGGAUCCUGGGGCUGGGAGAGCUCCACGCCCCAACCUCCCUGGAUUAAAAACACCCUGGAAUUUUAAAGAAUUCCCAGGAUUUUCCCUCUGUUGUUCCCUGUUUUCCUUCCCUGCUGCUCCUGGGUUUUGCAGGAAGAGCCUGGAGCUCUCAGCUUUUUCCAGGAUCCAGGUUUCCCUCUUGGAUUUUCCUUCCACUUGAUUCUUUGGGAAUAUUUUCCUGGAUAAUUCCAUUAAUUUCCUUUAAUUGCUUUUGCUGCACUUUGGGAGCUCCUGGAAUUUUGGUGAGCACAAUGAAAUCUGGGAUGAACGGGUUAAAUACGGGAUAAAUCAAUCCUUGGGAAAGCUGGCUGGGAUUUUCGGGAUAUUUAUAAGCACUGGAAUUGUUUUUCCAACAGUUUUAUUAAAUUAACAUAAAUCACUGGUUUUAAUCUGCUUAAUAAUAAAAAUAUUUCUGGGAAAACGAA
This is a messenger RNA of Oenanthe melanoleuca, 2898 nucleotides long. RefSeq names its product progestin and adipoQ receptor family member 5 (gene PAQR5). The coding region runs from base 921 to 1874 and encodes 317 amino acids. The transcript is spliced from 8 exons. The record is from RefSeq and is a predicted model, not a curated record. Gene Ontology annotation, cellular component: membrane. Gene Ontology annotation, molecular function: signaling receptor activity. NCBI's taxonomy places the organism in Eukaryota, Metazoa, Chordata, Aves, Passeriformes, Muscicapidae.